Rangifer tarandus platyrhynchus (Svalbard reindeer) is the source of this 675-nucleotide messenger RNA. The record is from the annotation of a GenBank genome assembly. Lineage: Eukaryota; Metazoa; Chordata; Mammalia; Artiodactyla; Cervidae.
AUGCGUCUCCAGGGCCUGACUCCAGAUGAAGUCGUGAGCUGGUGCCGCCUGUGUCUGGAUUCGGUCGUGGAACGCAGCUUCCUGUCUCUGGAAGGGCCGGAGGGCACCCGGAUCGCCUCGCAAUGCUGGAGUGGGGCACCGCCCUGCCUGCUCAAGUUCAGGGCCCACAGCCGGCACAGCCUCCCCUGGAGGAUGGUGUGGGGUGGGGGCGCUGUGACCCCAGCUUCAAGACGAGGUCCUCCUGGAGCUCAGCUCACAGGCGGGAAAGUCACACGUGGCCCCAAGGCCCUGCGCACCCUUCACCUCCUGGUUCACGCAGGCAGGGACGCCUGCUGGUGUGGGCGAGAUAGUGAAUCCAAGGACAGGGGCCCCUUCGCUUCUUGCUCUCGCGCAUCCAGCACAGACCGAAGCAGGACGUUCAGCACAUUUCUGCAGGAAGAAGAGAAGAGCUCACGCUUCACAGACAUCGCCCGGUUAUCAUCGUGCCCAUUUGGCAGGCGUGGGCCUGAGUCGGAGGGCUUCCGGGGUGGGCGCCUGCCGCCUUCUCCGAGGUCCGAGGGGCCCCAGGCCCAGCGGCUUGAGCCCUUCGGCCUGGAAUUUAGAGACGCGGAUGCCCCGCAGGGCGAUCAAUCCCGCUGCCUUGAGAGCGCAUUACCCUGGCGCGCCCUGCGUUAA